Messenger RNA from Talpa occidentalis (Iberian mole), 2429 nucleotides. RefSeq names its product vesicle associated membrane protein 5 (gene VAMP5). The transcript is spliced from 3 exons. The coding region runs from base 57 to 398 and encodes 113 amino acids. Gene Ontology annotation, cellular component: plasma membrane. The record is from RefSeq and is a predicted model, not a curated record. NCBI's taxonomy places the organism in Eukaryota, Metazoa, Chordata, Mammalia, Eulipotyphla, Talpidae. Gene Ontology annotation, biological process: Golgi to plasma membrane protein transport.
CCGCGGCCGCUCCCGCGGGCAGAGGAGCCGGAGAGGGCGAGGCGACGGCAGCCGAGAUGGCAGGGAAAGAGUUGGAGUUGUGCCAGCGGCAGGCGGAAGAGGUGACGGAAAUCAUGCUGAACAACUUCGACAAGGUUCUGGAGCGUGAUGGAAAACUCUCAGAGCUGGAGCAGCGUUCAGACCAACUCCUGGACAUGAGCUCAGUCUUCAGCAAGACAACCAAGACCCUGGCCCAGAAGAAGCGUGGGGAGAACAUCCGUUGCCGGAUCUACUUGGGACUGGUGAUGGGCGGUUGCCUGCUCGUCAUCCUGAUUGUGCUACUGGUCAUCUUUGUCCCACAGAGCAAGGACUCCAGUCCCCCAUUGGCCCAGGAUGCAGGUGCUGAGUCAGGGCCUUGAGACUGAAAAAGCUGGGCCUAGAGAAGAGGCUAAAUGGCUGCACUGGCCAGCUCUGGUCUCCAGAGAACGCUGGUGUUUGUGCCCAUCUGAGCUACCCCAGUGAGGGCCAGAGGGCAACCUUGACACAUGCACCUUUGCAUGUUCCAUCACACCAUAGACUUGCCCUUGAGGGCAGCCCACUGUACUGCACUGGCCAUGCCAGGCCAGCCCCACCUGGAGCUCAGUAAACGCUGCUGUUUGGUUAAAAGCUGCUGUAUGGUUAAAGGCUGGUGUUUGUGUGUGUGUGUAUGUGUGUGAGAGAGAAAGAGAGAGAGAGAGAGGAGAGAUCUACAGGUUGGUUCAUCCUGCUCUCUUCUCCCCCUGGGGUUGCUUAGUAAGCCAUCACCUGAACAACUCUAUCCCUGGCUGGUUGGGGGGUGGGGGUGGCGCUUCUGUGUCUUUCCCUAGCCUAUCCAACUCUAUACGAACAGAUCUUUCUGGAGUACAGGUGUAAAGACACAACCAACCCUAAACCAGGCCCUGAGUCUGUUUCCCUGAGGAUGGAGUCUGUUAUUUUUCUGAUGUCUUGGGGGCGCUCAGAGGACCAAUGGGAUGACAAAGAGAAAAACACUUCAAAGAUUUUUAUAUCUGGAGGCUCUCACCUUCAGAUAGACUUUUCUCCCUCUGAACACCUCUUCUUCCCCAAUUUCUUCGCCCAUAUUUUCCCUCAAGCAUUAUUCCAGAUUGCAGAUGAGGCAGAUGGCAGUGAAUGAGAAAUGCUUCUGUGGUUCUGUAACACAGAGUUAAAGUGAUGCGUGGAGUUUUCCCUGUAGGAAAUAAUUCAGGCCUUUCAGAGCUCCAGGGCCACACAGGGACCGAAAGACAGUGCCUUUUGGGCCACAGCAAAGCUCACUGGGUAAUUAACGUCAGGAAAGAAGGCAAGAAGGCCCAACCAAGACUGGAAGCAGGGCGGCCUCUGCCUGGGCUACUAAACAGCAUCUCAAACUCAAGUGUGGGUAGGAAGAGGGAUUCAAGAUCAGGUGUAUAACAGAAGCAGUUCCUUGUUAGGUUGAGUGAGGGCUACUGACAGGAAACAAGAACAAACACACUGAUUGUGUGGUGCUUUCCCCCUCACCGAGCUUGUUCUUCCACUGUGUCCAUUACUGGCUUCCUUUUCUGGGAAAGAGCUAGGGGAAGCACCUGCUCUUAGAGGUCAUGUGACCUCCAGGACUCACGUUUUACAUAUGUAACGAUAGGACCAUUGUGGGGACUAUUUAUAAUGCAAUCGUUCUAAAUGCCCAAUCAUCCAAAUCAUUUAGUAUCUCACAUUAGACUCACCUGUAGAACUUAAAAAAAUACCACGUCCAGGCUUAGAUUAGAAUCCUUAAGGGUAUGACUCUGGUUUCUGUUUUUCUUAAAGUUGCAACCCCUCUGGGUAGAUAGGUGUACAAACGACUUAUUUCAGUCAAGCCACUAGUUGUCCAUAAUCUAGGGAGAGGUGGAGCAACAGUCCGAAGGUCACAAAGUUGCAGGUAAUGCUCCAGAUUUACUGACGGGGAUCUUUCCAUUCUCGGUUGGAGAGGUUUACCCCACCCUUUAUUAUUGCGCCUAACACAGAAGAGCAGGAACUUUUUGUUUAUUGAUUGAUUUAUUUUUUUGAGGGCCAGGGAAUCAAGCGCAAACUCCGGGACCAACGAGAGCGCAGCGGGUGCAGAAUUGCCCGGCAGGGGCCAGAGCAGAGAGCGGCAAGAGCCCUGACUCCAGGCUCUUCCUCUAGACUCAGAGGCUCUGGGCCAGAGCAUCCUUCUAAGAUGCUUCUAGCAUUUGAACUCCCGAGGCCCUCUGGGCCUCCGAGCAAGCUGAGAUCCCUAUCACCCUAUCAGGCUUCUCAGGGCUUUAACGAGAUCCACAAGUCACGGCUCCCAGGCGGACGCCCGAACGAGUAUUUCCUGACCACCUCGGCCUCUGCCAUUGGCGGUGGCCCGCGGUCACCUGACUCUCUCGAGCCUACGAGGCGGGCGGGACGAGCACUUCCGCUCUCGGGGCCAAACG